AUGCCCAAAAUUCGCGAGCAUAUCCAUAAGCUCAAGGAGCUCAUCAAGGCUGCCAGCCACAAGUCCGGGAAGUCCAUCAAGAAGGUCGUCAAGAAGGGUGGGGACAAGCUUGCCUUGUUCAAGACCGACAAAGAAGUUGAACGCCCAGCUAUGGUAAUCGGCCAACCGAUGAAUGUCGUGCAUGUGGCCGGAGCUGGCCUUGCGGCCGCGGUCCCCAUGCCAUGGGUGUCCAACCCCCGUAUCCAGCCAGCCUCGCCCAUGAAUGCUGUCAAUGUUCGCCCCAUGACGCUGCUGGAGCGUACCGAUGUCAAUAAUGUCCCGCAGGAUGUGAUCAACGUUGUCAAGAAGUCCUCUGUCGAGAGUGUCGAACACGAUCCCAAGGUCGCGGACGACAUCCAGCCUUCUCCCAAAAAGACUGAAGUCAAGGAGGUUAUCGUGGGUACCGACGAUGGUCUCAUCAAGAAUACCAACAACUAUCCCGCUAAGCUCGUCGACAAGAAGGAUCACGAUGGGGAUAAUGUGAACCACCAAGAUCCCGACCAGGCCACCAACAAUCAAGAUGCGAAUAACCUCAACGUUCCCGCCCUCAUCUACCAACAUUACAUCCACACGGAUGUGGGAGAUCAGCCGGCCCCGGGUACGCAGGGCAUCAGCUGUGUCGCCGGCAUGUCAACGGAGUAA
This is a messenger RNA of Tricharina praecox, 681 nucleotides long. RefSeq lists its product as uncharacterized. Lineage: Eukaryota; Fungi; Ascomycota; Pezizomycetes; Pezizales; Pyronemataceae. Bases 1 to 681 code for a protein of 226 amino acids. The transcript has 3 exons. The record is from RefSeq and is a predicted model, not a curated record.